GUCCUCAACGUCCUUCUCUUCGUGAAGGGCCCGGUCUGGCGGGCCCUCUUCGGCAAAGAAGCCGAUAAGCUGGAGCAGGCCAACGACGACGACAAGACCUACUACGUCAUCGAGAAGGAGCCCUUGGUCAACACCUACAUCUCCGUCCCCAAGGAGAACAGCACCCUCAACUGCGCCGCCUUCACCGCCGGCUUGGUGGAGGCCGUCCCCACCGCCAGCCGGUUCCCCGCUUUUUUUUCCAGCGGUUUCCCCGCCAAGGUCACCGCUCACUGGCACAAAGGCACCACCCUCAUGAUCAAGUUCGAGGAGGCCGUCAUCGCCCGGGAUAAGAGCCUGGAGGGGCGCUGA
Pelecanus crispus (Dalmatian pelican) is the source of this 348-nucleotide messenger RNA. It is a transcript of the gene TRAPPC5, whose product is annotated as trafficking protein particle complex subunit 5. Gene Ontology annotation, cellular component: TRAPPII protein complex; TRAPPIII protein complex; TRAPPI protein complex. Lineage: Eukaryota; Metazoa; Chordata; Aves; Pelecaniformes; Pelecanidae. Gene Ontology annotation, biological process: endoplasmic reticulum to Golgi vesicle-mediated transport. The record is from RefSeq and is a predicted model, not a curated record.